AUGACUGAACAGGAAAGCGUUGAACCAAAAGUAUUUCAAUGUUCUCUAUGUCCAUUUUAUGCUGCAUAUGAUCGAUACGAUUCAAAGUAUAUUGAUGAAUCUAUUCCGUCAUCUGUAUCAACAACACAAAAUACUAAAAAUAAAAAAGAACCAUCUAUAACAAUUGAUUUGAUUGAAAAAGUAUAUCUUCUUCGUGAUCCAUUUGUUGCUAUCAAAGAUAAAGAAGAUAAAAAAAAAUUAUCAUCAUUAAUUAUUGGUUCAAUAUGUUCUGUAUGUUCAUGUCCAGUAUGUGUUCAUUCAGAUUGUAGUUUAUUUUAUACAAGAAGAUUUUGUUUAAAAUGUGUUGCAAAAUAUCGUGAUGAAUUUCCACGUGAAAUUCUUGAUGAAAUUGGUACCAAACGAUUAGAAAAAUAUUUAAAUGAAGAUCUUGAACAAUAUGAUGAAACUUAA
Rotaria sp. Silwood1 is the source of this 450-nucleotide messenger RNA. NCBI's taxonomy places the organism in Eukaryota, Metazoa, Rotifera, Eurotatoria, Philodinida, Philodinidae. The record is from the annotation of a GenBank genome assembly.